GAUAUACGUCAGUGGGGAACGUUUGUUUCCGGGGUCGUGCGUCUUAUGUCUUUGGUCGCUUAGCAACGGAGGACGCCACGCAAAGAGUAUGGCAGCGGGUCGAGCGGUAGAAGCGGAGGAUUACCUCCAGGCAAACAAGAUAAUGGAGCUGGUGAACAACUUAACGAGUCUCCUCCUGUAUCACCGGCCUGACAGACCCAGGGAAUUCCUUAUAACGCAGCUCGAAAAACUGAAGCUUGCCCGACUGGCAGAUGUGGAAUACCCCUGCCUUUUUGAUGAGUCUAAUGUGGAUGCUGUCUUUGGGAUUCUGGACCCUUCAGGCCAAGGCUAUAUCACAGGAACUCAGUACAUUGAGGCUUUGAAAACCCUGGGUGUGGAUGUUAGCAACUUACCCGAUCCUCCAGAGAAAAUCACACAGGAAGUCUUCAAACAUGAUAUGAGGACUUAUCUGAAAAAAUCUUCAGCAACAUUUAAGACCUAGCUCCACGGCUGUCAAUCAUUGCUGUAGUUAUAUUUUUUUUAAUGACUCUUGUUACAUUGUCCCAUGUAACCAUAAAAUCACUUUAAUGUAAAGUGUGUCAACUUAAGGAUGGUUUUCCACAAUAUUCUGCAAUGUUGUACUGAGAACCCCAUGUUUUUAAGUAUGCUGUUAGAUUUUGUAUUGAUUUGUACUACAGACUGUGUGGUCAUCAUGUCAUAAAUUCAAUUGCUGCUAAGUUUUAUUGUCUAAUGCAUAAAUAUAGGAGACAGAAGAUGUGCCAAAUUUAUGACAGUGGUGCAAACUGUAUGACAGAUUUGGCACAUCUGGACAGACAUGUCAGAUACUUUUUUUUUUUUUUUUAACCUUACACCACCUAUUGGUUGGCUUCCUUUAGAAGAGUAUUUGGCACUAAAAUUGUGGUGUAAGUGAUUAAUAGAUUUGCUUUAUUUUAGGACUGCAGCUAUAUAUAUAUAUAUAUUUUUUUUUUUUUUCUAGACACUUUUCAAAAGUAUAUAUUAAAGCACAAAAAGUGCUUAAAACAAGUAAUAAGUCAGGGCACAAAUUGUGCCAGAAUUAUGGUCCUUUGCUGUAGUAAAUCUGCCGCCAUGUCUGUACCCUCUUCAUGUAUAGUAAGACAUAGAGGUCGCAAUGACGCUUGUACAAGAGUCAUUGAUGCCUGUUCAGGCCAUUUUACUCCCUGGAAAAAGUCUAAGGAGUACCAAUAAAUUCCCCUACAUUCAGCAGUGGGCCUGCAAUAACCAAUAGCAAAGCUCCUUACAGCACGGAGCUUUGCUAUU
This is a messenger RNA of Bufo bufo (common toad), 1278 nucleotides long. RefSeq names its product EF-hand calcium binding domain 10 (gene EFCAB10). Lineage: Eukaryota; Metazoa; Chordata; Amphibia; Anura; Bufonidae. The record is from RefSeq and is a predicted model, not a curated record. Gene Ontology annotation, molecular function: calcium ion binding. The transcript has 4 exons. Bases 89 to 481 code for a protein of 130 amino acids.